ACACACAUUCCCCCCCCAACCCCUGCGUGCACCCUCCACCUUCUCAAGUUGUAGCGGUCGCUCGCUGGGGGUUCUCCGUGGGCGGCGGAAGGGCGCGUGGGGGAGGGGGCUUGGACAGCUCCGAGCCGUGAGAAGCGAGUGUGUGCGCGCCCAGAGCCGGGGCGGCGGGUCACCGCCCCGGGAGAUGAGGGUCCGGCGCUGACAGGGAAGAGCGGGCGCAGCGGAGGCGGCUCGGAGGGGACCCGCGAUGGCAGCGCCUCGGGAGGAGGCUCCAGGCAGGGCUGGCUGCGCUGGCAGCGGCCACUGAGGGGCCAGCCGGCCGGCUGGCGAACUGGGCUGAAGAGCAGAGAGGCGCGCUCGGCGUCCGCACCCCCGCGCCCUCGCCUCAGUUGUCCAAACUUCAGGCUCUCUUCCACCCGCCCUCCGCGCCCGAAGUCAACAACUUCUUCACCCCCCUCCGCCCCCGCCCUUGCCUCCGUCAGCCCCGGGAGGUGGCCGCGCGGCGGGGACCAGGAACCCCGGGCACUGAGAUGUGGCCGUGAGGCGGCAGCGGCGGGGAGAAGCUCGGCGGCGCCCCGGAGCGGGAGGGCGGCGCGGCCGGGGGGGACGGGGCGGAGGGGCGCGAGCUCUCCGCGCCUCUCCCCCGCCUCCUCCUCCUGCCGCUGCCCGUUCCGUGCUUGCAGCAGCCGGAGCUGCCAAGCGCCAGGGCCGCGGCGAUGUCGUCGUCGUCGCCGCCGGCGGGGGCUGCCAACGCCGCCGCCAUCUCGGCCUCGGAGAAAGUGGACGGCUUCACCCGGAAAUCGGUGCGCAAGGCGCAGAGGCAGAAGCGCUCCCAGGGCUCGUCGCAGUUCCGCAGCCAGGGCAGCCAGGCGGAGCUGCACCCCUUGCCCCAGCUCAAAGAUGCCACUUCCAAUGAACAACAAGAGCUUUUCUGUCAGAAGUUGCAGCAGUGUUGUAUACUGUUUGAUUUCAUGGACUCUGUUUCAGACUUGAAGAGCAAAGAAAUUAAAAGGGCAACACUGAAUGAACUGGUUGAGUAUGUUUCAACUAAUCGUGGUGUAAUUGUUGAAUCAGCGUAUUCUGAUAUAGUAAAAAUGAUCAGUGCUAACAUCUUCCGUACUCUUCCUCCAAGUGAUAAUCCAGAUUUUGAUCCAGAAGAGGAUGAACCCACGCUUGAGGCCUCUUGGCCUCACAUACAAUUGGUGUAUGAAUUCUUCUUAAGAUUUUUGGAGAGCCCUGAUUUCCAGCCUAGCAUUGCAAAGCGAUACAUUGACCAGAAAUUUGUACAGCAGCUCCUGGAGCUUUUUGAUAGUGAAGAUCCCAGAGAACGUGACUUCCUGAAGACUGUUCUGCACCGAAUUUAUGGGAAAUUUCUUGGAUUAAGAGCAUUCAUCAGAAAACAAAUUAACAACAUUUUCCUCAGGUUUAUAUAUGAAACAGAACAUUUCAAUGGUGUUGCUGAACUCCUUGAAAUAUUAGGAAGUAUUAUCAAUGGCUUUGCAUUGCCACUGAAAGCAGAACAUAAACAAUUUCUAAUGAAGGUUCUUAUUCCUAUGCAUACUGCAAAAGGAUUAGCUUUGUUUCAUGCUCAGCUAGCCUACUGUGUCGUACAGUUCCUGGAGAAAGAUACCACACUAACAGAACCAGUGAUCAGAGGACUGCUGAAAUUUUGGCCAAAAACAUGCAGUCAGAAAGAAGUGAUGUUUUUAGGAGAAAUUGAAGAAAUCUUAGAUGUCAUUGAACCCACACAGUUCAAAAAAAUUGAAGAGCCCCUUUUUAAGCAAAUAUCCAAGUGUGUCUCCAGUUCUCAUUUUCAGGUUGCAGAAAGGGCAUUGUACUUCUGGAAUAAUGAAUAUAUUCUUAGUUUGAUUGAGGAGAAUAUUGAUAAAAUUCUGCCAAUUAUGUUUGGCAGUUUAUACAAAAUCUCCAAAGAACACUGGAAUCCAACCAUUGUAGCACUGGUGUACAACGUGCUGAAAACCCUAAUGGAAAUGAAUGGCAAGCUUUUUGACGACCUUACUAGCUCCUACAAAGCUGAAAGACAAAGAGAGAAAAAGAAGGAAUUGGAACGUGAAGAGUUAUGGAAAAAAUUAGAGGAGCUAAAGCUAAAGAAAGCUUUGGAAAAGCAGAACAGUGCUUACAACAUGCACAGUAUUCUCAGCAAUACAAGUGACGAAUAAAAAAAGCCACCACCUCUGUUGGAUAGGCAGUUUUGUACACUUUUUUGAAAUAUGUAAAAAUUAUGAGACAAACCUCUCAGUAUAAUACAAUUAAAAGGCCAACUUUUUUUCUGGCAACUGUAAAUGAAAAAUAUGGACUAAACAUAGCCCUGUGCUGUAUCAUGGCCACAGUAUAUUGUAACCUUGUCUAAUCAUGGAUUUAUUGUGUCACUUCUACAGUUUCACAGAAAUGAAUGAACUUCAUCAUCUAUGAUAUGAGUGAGCUAAUUAUGGGAGUGGUAAGAAUUAUGACUUGAAUUCUUUUUUUGAUUGUGUUGCACAUAGAUACAGUAGUCUGCUCUGUAUAUUUUUCCCUUUUAUAAUGUGCUUUUCACAUUGCUGCAGACCUUAGUUACAUCCUAGGAAAAAGAACUAUGAUGGGGGGGGGAGUUCCCUGCCCUAAGCCUUCCUUCACUAGAGUUGCUGCACUCUGGAAUUUGAGCAGAAACUUAAAUCUCCAGGCUUUUUAAAGCACAAAAUAUAAAUAAAAGCUGGGAAAGUAAACCAAAUUCUUUAGAUUGUUCCUCAAGAAUAUCCCUCUUCAUCUGCAACUCCCCACAGUAAUGAGCCCAGAUUUGUGGAGGCAGCACAGGUAAACGCUGAGCCUGCCUCUCAGUUCAUUCCUCCUCUUCCUCCCAAAGGCUGAAGGCAGGGCCUUUCCAGUCCUCAGAACCUGCCCUUCCUUCCAGCCCCUGCUGACCCAGGGAAGGAGGCUUUGAGUCCCCCAGUGUGGUGACACAGAGCACUCACGGUCACUGGCUGGCUUUAUUUAAAGGAAACGCACUAGGCUGCCCCUGUAGAGUUCUGAGCAAGCUGACUAGAGAGAGGUCUUGUAUGUUUUCACUUGGUCAAGUAUUUCUCACCUCUUUUGUUAUGAGUACCAUUCCAAUCUCUUGCAGUUGUGUGGAAAACUGUUUUGUAACGAAAGAUCUUCAUUGGGGGAUUGAGCAGCAUUUAAUAAAGUCUAUGUUUGUA
Messenger RNA from Prionailurus viverrinus (fishing cat), 3194 nucleotides. It is a transcript of the gene PPP2R5A, whose product is annotated as protein phosphatase 2 regulatory subunit B'alpha. Lineage: Eukaryota; Metazoa; Chordata; Mammalia; Carnivora; Felidae. Gene Ontology annotation, biological process: signal transduction; protein dephosphorylation. Bases 717 to 2180 code for a protein of 487 amino acids. Gene Ontology annotation, cellular component: cytosol; protein phosphatase type 2A complex; nucleus. The record is from RefSeq and is a predicted model, not a curated record. The transcript is spliced from 13 exons. Gene Ontology annotation, molecular function: protein phosphatase activator activity.